GCCGGAUAAUACCAGAGUUAUUCAGCAUCAAAUACACUCCACAAAUGCCUGAUAUCGCUACUAAACCAUCAACGACCAACUGGGCGGACGACGACGACGACAAUGGAUUUCCCGCUCCCCUCGUCACCGUCAACCCCGACGGCACCAAGACCGUGAUCUCGUACCGCGUCAAUGAGGCCGGCAAGAAGGUCAAGGUCACACAGAAGAUCAAGACGACGACCCAGAAAGAGACCGUCAACCCGGACGUCGCGGCGCGGAAGCGGUGGGCCAAGUUUGGUCUCGAGCGCGGAUCGCGUCCUGGGCCCGAUGCUGCGACUACCAGCGUGGGCGAGAACACCCCUCUCAAGCUUAUCAUCGGAUGGAAGGAGUCCAAGGAGGAAGAAGUCAAGGUCAGCGCAAAGGAAUCGGCAAAGGCCAAGGCCAUCACCUGCCGGACGUGUGGUGGCGAGCAUUUCACAAGCAGAUGUCCCUACAAGGACAGAUUACCCUCGGCCGACGUCGUCGUCGACUCCGCGACCCCGAGCCCAAGAGCAGGCACCCCCGAGCCCGCGGCCGCCGCCAGCUCCGGGUCUUCGCGCGCGCUCAAGUCGGCCUACGUUCCUCCCCAUCUCAGAAAUCGCGGCAGCGGUGCGCCCAUGGGCGAGGGAGAGAAGAUGGGCGGUUACAAGGAGCGGGACGACAGCACUACUCUGCGUGUGUCGAAUAUUGGCGAGGAUGCCGAGGAGCACGAUCUCGAGCUCUUGUUUGGCCGUUUCGGCCGCCUGCAGCGUAUCUUCCUCGCCAAGGACAGAGAUACCGGACGAUCGAAGGGAUUCGCGUUCAUCAGCUACACAACUAUCAAGGACGCCCAGGAUGCUUGCAACAGGCUGAACGGAUACGGUUUCCAGAACUUGAUUCUCAGAGUCGAGUUCUCGCAGCGAAAGCCGAAUGCUUAAAUAGACUGUUUAUUCUCAUCUUUACCGAGUGGAUCUUUAUACGACAUAUGUUUUCGCGAUAUUCAUUGUUUGUUUGUUUGAGUUCUUUGGUUGUACUGUAUUCUUUGAUGCCAGCCUGUCUUUGUUCGGGGAAAGAUAAAUGCCUGCUUCGGACUUUUUAUAUACACUAGUAGUUUAUCGUACAUCACCUUGCCUGCUCGGUUGAUCAUUUGACUCGCUUGAAAGCAACACUCGAUAUGCUUUGGCCUUUCACUCCGCCAAACUCGUACACGGGAUACUUGAUUGUCUCCCAUGGCUCGAAACCUAGUUGGAUCGUUAGUUGAAGCUGUAGGAAUUGAAAAGAGAUUAUCAAGUACCUUCAAUAUCCAUGAUCUUCA
Messenger RNA from Myxozyma melibiosi, 1312 nucleotides. RefSeq names its product eukaryotic translation initiation factor 3 subunit G. The coding region runs from base 45 to 935 and encodes 296 amino acids. NCBI's taxonomy places the organism in Eukaryota, Fungi, Ascomycota, Lipomycetes, Lipomycetales, Lipomycetaceae. Gene Ontology annotation, molecular function: RNA binding; translation initiation factor activity. Gene Ontology annotation, cellular component: cytoplasm; eukaryotic translation initiation factor 3 complex. The record is from RefSeq and is a predicted model, not a curated record. The transcript has 3 exons.